Messenger RNA from Frankliniella occidentalis (western flower thrips), 2313 nucleotides. RefSeq names its product protein shisa-7-like. The transcript has 5 exons. The record is from RefSeq and is a predicted model, not a curated record. Bases 1643 to 2248 code for a protein of 201 amino acids. Lineage: Eukaryota; Metazoa; Arthropoda; Insecta; Thysanoptera; Thripidae.
GCAGCCGUGAGCGGCUGGCCGGCCUAGCCCAUCGUGUUUGGCCCACUCUGCGGGCCGAGGCGGCGGCGGCGGCAGCAGCGUUCGUGAGUGCCAUCCCCACUCUCUCCCUCUCUCUCCCUCCGGCCCGGGGAGAGCCCGCGGGUGCGAGUGAGACACACACAUACCGAGUGUGUGAUGGCUGGUGUGGCGUGGCGUGGCGUGGCUUGACGCGGCGAGGCGCCCCGGGCAGAGCCCCGCUCUAGGCCCAGUCAGUUGGUAUCUCCUCCCUCCCGCCUGCUCCGCCUGCUCCGCCUGCGGCCCGGCCCGGCCUCCCGGUGACGGAGCGAGAGUGGCUCGACGGGCUCAUGCCGGACCGGACCACCGGCCUACCCGGCCGACCCGACACGACCGGCUAGUUUGUGUUGCUCGGCCGUGCCGUGCGAGUAGCGAGCGAGCGACCCGGCCCCGCGACCGCGACCCGCGCCACCCCGCCACGCGCUCCCGUCGCCGCGGGUACCUCGCAGGUACCUUGUGUUUUCUGCCGCCCGAUUGGCGCGACUCGCGCGCCCGCCCAGUCCCGCGCGCGCCCUGCCAGCUGGGGCCUGUGGCGGCCCGUCCCCGUCCAAGACGAUCGUGAUGGCGGAGGUCGCCCCUCGGUGACAGCCGCGGUCGCCGUGAGCGUGCAGGGCGCGACACGCGCGAAGAAGCGCAGUGAAGUGUUGUGUUGUGAGUGAUAUUGAGUGGAGGGGAAGUGCCUGCCAUCCCCACGACAGUGCUGCGGACCGAGUGCAUCGGAGAAACCGAGCCUUCGACAUUCUUGGAUUAUCUCAUCUCCUCGUCGCCUUAUCGCCACCCAGAAGUGCAGCAGCGGCAGCAGAGGCAGCAGCUCGGCCUGAGAACGGCGACGUCAUCAGCGUCGCGACCGCUGGAGACUGCGGGGCGAUGACGUCCUCACGGGGGGCGGCUCUGAUCGGCGCCGACCAGCGACUCAGCCACCAGCCCGCCCUGCACACCGGCUGAGGCCAGCCCCGCGGAGGCCCGCCGCGCCCUCCACGACGACAAGCUCUCCGGCCCACACGCGCGCCGCCUCCUUCCUUCCUGACCCUGGCGGAGGGCAGCCGGACCGCGGCCGUCCGAAACUUUCAUCGCCAAAAUUGUGGUUGCAACUGUAAACCUGACGCCGAAACGGCUCAAUGAGUGCUGCGGCGUGUCCCAGACUGGCGCGGCUACCGCGGGGGCCCGCGGGGCCCGGCGCGCCCAGCGGGAGCGCGACCGGCGGGAGCGGGGCGAGGAGUCGGCGGACUCGCACGCGGACUCGCCCGGGGACUCGCACGGGGACUCGCCCAGCGACUCCAACGACCCUUCCAGCGACCCCAGCACCACCAGCUCCCGCCCCUGGCGCCGCAAUGGGCACAAGGCAGUAGCACCGCCCCUCUGAGCUGCCCGGCUCACCCUACUCGGACUCGACCGCGAGUCCACAGCACCGCGCAGCCAUGGGGCCGGAGGGACGCCGGGGCCUGCGGCAGCAAGGACUCCGGCGGCGACCACCGUGUCCGGGACUCCGACCGGCAAGCCUUCCUAGACCUCGCCGUCGGGACCAUGGCGCACGCCGGGGCGCGGCCGCGGCCGCCGUGCGUCGCCGCGCCCUGGACUGAGCGCGGGGAUGGUGGCGCGCAACUUUGGGGCCACCGGCGGCUCGGGGGGCGGCGCGCAGGGGCUGGGGCCCAUGGGGUCCCUCGGCUCCCUGGGGUCCCUGACCUCCAUGCAGAUGGACUCCGGCCCGGACGGCGGCGGCGGCUACUCGCAGCUGCUCGAGCUCGAGGACGACCGUGACGAGUACCUGCCGUUGGAACAACUCAAGCCGGCGCACCUGCACCAGCUGCACCAGCUGCACCAGCUCCAGUCGCAACAUAAUGUCUACUACGAGCUCUCGUCCCACUCGACGGCGGCCUGCGCCGGCACCACCACCACCACCACCACCACGGCCGCCCUUCCUGAAAGUUCCUGCGCCCCGCACACGCCCAUGUACCUGGGCGGUGGAGGGGGCAGCCUCAGCGACGACCUGGGGGGACUCGGCGCCGGCCUCGGACCAGGGCUGGGCGGCAGCCUGGGCGGGGGCCUCGGCCUCGGCGGCCUGGGCGGGAGAGGCCUCUGCGACCCCGCCGGCAGCGUCCACUCACAGUCCGCCAUGGACCAGGUCCUGGAGCUACCGCCCCAGGUGGACUCAGCGCACAGCUUGUCGAAGAAGAGAAAGAGCUCAUACCAGUAAGUAUCCAGACUGCUUUCAACCAGCGCCUGGGAGGUGGGCCGCACGCGCACAGCGGUGCGUCGCUC